This is a messenger RNA of Coregonus clupeaformis (lake whitefish), 588 nucleotides long. RefSeq names its product proteasome subunit beta type-8-like. The record is from RefSeq and is a predicted model, not a curated record. Lineage: Eukaryota; Metazoa; Chordata; Actinopteri; Salmoniformes; Salmonidae. The annotation marks the transcript as partial. Gene Ontology annotation, cellular component: proteasome core complex. The transcript is spliced from 4 exons.
UACCCGUAACAUUUCAGUUUCGAUUUCAAAGCGGAGGAACUGUGAAACUCAGUAGCUUCAGAAUAGUACAAAAUGGCUCUUCUUGACGUUUGCGGGAUAUCAGAUUGGGUUAAAGAGGACGGAUUCAACGCGGAACGAGCGUCGGUGGAUAAAGUCAAUCACUUCAAUUUCGCUGCUCAGACACCAGAGUUGGCGGUACCCGUUGGAGUUGAUCCAGCAGAGUUUCUUAGGCCUCUGGUUGACAGUGAAGAGGGGGUGAAUGGGGUGAAGAUCAACCUGGAGCAUGGCACAACUACUCUGGCUUUCAAGUUCCAGCAUGGGGUGAUGGUGGCUGUUGACUCCAGAGCAUCUGCAGGAUCUUAUGUCAGCACUCAGAUGUUUAAGAAGGUGAUCGAGAUAAACCCCUUUCUACUUGGGACAAUGUCAGGCAGUGCUGCCGACUGUGUCUAUUGGGAGAGAGUCUUGGCCAAGGAAUGCAGGAUAUACAAGCUGAGGAACAAGGAGAGGAUCUCAGUAUCUGCUGCCUCUAAGCUCCUUGCCAACAUGGUGGUCAACUACAGAGGGAUGGGUCUCUCCAUGGGCACAAUG